AUGCAUAGCUCCUCUGCUAAUAUCCAUAAGCCUCUACUCAGUCAAGAGGGUUGCUCACCUGACUCAUCACAAAUUGACUUGACCUCCGGCCGCCGAUUUCACCCUGAAAAUGUGUACUCACAACAGUUCAGCCAAGAAGAGAUUGAGUGUCCAAAUGGAGACCUUGUUUAUCUUGCAUGCCCCGGAUCAAAAGAAAGGUGCCGCGGUUGUGGUAUUAUUGCGGACUCGUUCCAUGCGGACUGCCUUAUCAUCGCGAUUGAUGGGGCUUGUUCGAAUAAUGGCAAGGAUGAGGCGCGUUCCUCGAUUGGGGUAUUCCACGGCUACGAUAACGACCUCAAUCUAUCCCGCACUUUAGACGGCUUUGACCGUCACACAAACCAGAUAGCUGAGCUGGAGGCUUGCUUGGCAGCUCUGAUUGCUGCAAUCAGAAUCCAGACAGAGUGGAGCCAAGCAGGCGACCUGCUUGAUGCAAUUGUAAUCAAGUCCGAUUCCGAGUACGUGGUACGGGGCCUGACUGAAUGGCUCCCGAAGUGGAAGGGAAAUGGCUGGAAGAAUGCCAAGGGCUUGCCAGUCGCGAAUUCUGACCAGUUCAAGAAGAUCGAGCUGCUGAUUGAUUAUCUCGAACGGUACAUCUCUGUCAAAUUUUGGAUAGUGCCCCGAGAGCAGAACAAGAUGGCAGAUAGUCUCGCAAAAGCUGCCCUGAAAUAA
Molecule: messenger RNA, 708 nt
Organism: Penicillium angulare
Lineage: Eukaryota; Fungi; Ascomycota; Eurotiomycetes; Eurotiales; Aspergillaceae
Exons: 1
Coding region: 1-708 (235 amino acids)
Biological process (GO): DNA replication, removal of RNA primer
Molecular function (GO): RNA-DNA hybrid ribonuclease activity; nucleic acid binding
Source: RefSeq, a predicted model, not a curated record